CUCUUCCAUCGCUUUUCUGUUUCUUCCCCCAAGGCCAACGCGUCCCCGUUGCUCGUCUUGCUGUUGCUGCUCGCCAGCCUGUAUUCGCUGCCAACUCACUUGCAUCACUGAGUGGAUUUCACUAUCUCUCUCAGUCCAGCGAUUUCAGCCCUGCUGUCCGAUUCGACCUCCCAAGCACGACAACGAGCUUGCGCCCAUCUAGAGCUACAUCCGCCGACUACCCGACACCCUUCUAGACAUCCGAUUCUGCGGAUCAGGAGCCAUGGCGGCACCAACUCAGCUUGCUUAUCGCACGUCGAAGACCGUCGGCGUCUUUGAUGCCACGCCAGUCUACGCCAACCUUCCUGGUUUCGCACGCCCCGAGGGCAACUUGCGCUGCUGCGUCUACUCCCCCGAUGGCCGAUUCUUCGCCUUUGCUUCGCCGGAAAACGUCAACGUCACCGAUGCGUCGACCGGACACCUCGUCACUACUCUGCCAGCGGAGAAUGUGUACGAGCUCGGCUUCUCCCCCCUCGGCACAUUCAUCAUCACCUGGCAGCGUCCUUCCAAGGAUGAAGAGGGCAAUGCGACCAAGAAUCUGAAGGUCUGGCGCACAAUUGAUGACAACGCAGGCGCGGGCGGCGAGCGAAGUGUCGUUGGUCAGUUCGUGCAAAAGAGUCAGACUGGCUGGAAUCUGCAGUACAGUCCAGACGAGCAAUUUUGCGCGCGCCAGGUCACGAACGAGGUACAAUUCUACGAGAGCAAAGAUCUGGGUACGGUAUGGCAAAAGCUGCGCGUGGAGGGCGUCAGUGACUUUGCCAUCACUCAGGGCAAGACACAUUCAGUUGCUGUCUUCAUUCCUGAACGCAAGGGCCAACCAGCCGCCGUCAAGGUCUUCAAGGUCCCGGAGUUCGCAUCUCCAGUGUCGCAGAAGACUUUCUUCAAGGGCGAUAAGGUGCAGCUCAAGUGGAACCAAGAAGGCUCCAGCUUGAUCGUGCUUGCGCAGACCGAGGUGGACAAGACCAACAAGAGCUAUUAUGGCGAGACAAACAUGUACAUCUUGAGCGCGAACGGCGGGUUCGAUUCACGCAUUACCUUGGACAAAGAAGGACCCAUUCAUGAUGUGACUUGGUCGCCCAACUCGAAGGAGUUCGGCGUUGUUUACGGCUACAUGCCAGCCAAAACCACCAUCUUCAAUCAACGAGCAGUUGCGCAGCACAGUUUCAACCUAGCGCCCCGGAACACCAUCAUCUUUUCUCCACAUGGCCGCUUCGUGCUGGUGGCCGGCUUUGGAAACUUGGCGGGCCAGAUGGAUAUCUAUGAUUUGGAGAAGAACUACGAGAAAGUAUGCACUAUCGAAGGCAGCAACACUUCUGUUUGCGAGUGGAGCCCCGACGGAAAGCACAUUCUCACCGCUACAACCAGCCCUCGUCUGCGAGUCGACAACGGGAUUCGUAUCUGGCACGUGGGCGGCGCCCUUAUGUACAACGAGGACUUCCACGAGCUGUACCAUGUUGUCUGGCGACCACAGCCUGUUUCUCAGCAUCCAUUGGGCAAUCCACUCCAAGCCGGUCCGCCACAUCCCUCAGCUCUCGAAUUCUUGGGCAAGAUCAAGACACCUUCGAAACCUGCUGGAGCUUACCGUCCGCCAGGGGCUCGCGGUACUGCGACGCCUCUUUCAUUCAAGCGCGAAGACGAGGGUGGCGCAGCUUUUGUACGAGAAAUGAUGUCUGGCAAGGAGCCUGCCACCGCAUUCGGACCUCGCGCUCCCAGGGUGCGUCAUGUUCCCGGCGCUGAGCCUGUCGAGCAGAAGCAAUUGCCGCCUGGUGCAGCACCUGGAGGUGGAGUGAGCUUGGUUCAAGAUGGCGACGAGAACCUCAGCAAAGCCGCCUUGAAGAACAAGAAGAAACGUGAAGCCAAGAAAGCGAAGGAUGCUGAAGCUAAGGCUACGGGACUCGCUCCCACGCAGAACGGCGAUGGUCAUGCUAACGGCACCUCGCCAGACCGUGCCCAACGCUCGCGCAGUCGAUCGAAUGCCGGAGCUAAGGGAUCGCGGCCACAAUCUCGGCGACGUGACGGUGCUCCACCUCAGCAGCAAAAACAACAGCCAAAGGGUGCAUCGCAGGCUGCAGCACCAGCCAAGCCAGCAAAUGGAACGAUUGUGCCUGCGCCACCAGCACCUCAGGUCGAGGUCACGUCUCCCGCCGCUGGAUCGCCGCAGGAGAAGAAGAUUAGGUCUCUUCUCAAAAAGUUGCGCGCCAUUGAUGAUUUGAAAAUGCGACAGGCUGGCGGCGAGAAACUUGAGGGCACUCAAGUGCUGAAGAUUGGUACUGAGGAGCAGGUCAGGAAGGAACUUGGCGCCUUGGGCUACCACGGUGAUUAGAGCUAGACUCAUCUAUCUGAUCGCCAUGUCUCUCCUCCACAACACGUACAGUUUCGGCAAAUCAUGAGCGCCUCGAGAAUGCCGUAUGUGGCAAUAUGUACAACUAUCAGAGUCCAAAGACACCAAAUGAUCUCCCAGCACCUUCCUCAUCUCGUUAGCCUGCUUUGAAAUUUCGUCUCUGAUAUUUUUUGCAACAGCAC
Molecule: messenger RNA, 2562 nt
Organism: Cercospora beticola
Lineage: Eukaryota; Fungi; Ascomycota; Dothideomycetes; Mycosphaerellales; Mycosphaerellaceae
Product: translation initiation factor 2A
Biological process (GO): translational initiation
Cellular component (GO): cytosolic small ribosomal subunit
Molecular function (GO): translation initiation factor activity; tRNA binding; protein binding
Source: RefSeq, a predicted model, not a curated record